UGUGUUUUUACUCGGGACUGAGUAAACGACGGGCUGUUGUGUAUCAUAAUACCGAAACCGGCUGGUGCACGAUACUCGGUGCGCGAUUCAGGCCCCGAUCCAGACUCCUACGCUCCUGUUCUCAGUUUCCCCGAUUUUACCGUCUGGCGUCACGUUUUAACCGAGGAAAAAAUUUUUACGACACCCCUGUUCGCCCUGAGCCCCAUUCGCCCGAUCAGGCAUCCGCCACGUGACCGCAAGGUCCGGGACGCUGUUUCGUGACGUAACGAGUAAAACUAGUGCAUAACACGCAUCGUACAUGGUGAAGUUUAUUAAACGCGUGUACAAGUGCACAGUGAGAUGUGGCCGUGUGCUGUGACAAUAGAGGUCAUUUUUAUUAAAACUCGGGAAUAUCUGUAAACGAGGUUCAAUGAAACGUAAGGUUCUCUCGUCGCGUUGAUAGUAUAACGAUUAUCUGUGGACGCCAAUUACCGUCAACGGUGCAUGGCUUGUUGUGCGGAGGCCUUAACAAAGUGUGAAACAUCUCCAUCGGGGCGGGAACGAAUAAGCAGGGUAUCGGUUCUACACAUACAUCGUCGUGUCGCGACGAAGAACGCGGAAGAGUACACCACACACGGCUGCAUCGGUGCAACGGUGACGGACACCGAUAACGCGAGUGCAGGUGCGAAUUUAAAAGUGCGAGUAAACCGACGUGGUACGUCGAGUGGUGCAUCAACCGCUGCAGUUGCCUGGUAGAGUCAGUGCGCGCGCGCGCGCGUCAUCGAGCGAUACUCUCGAUCCUGAAAAGCAGUUCCCUAGAUCGUUCGCUAUCGAGCGAGUCGAUCAGAGCGAAGCGACCGGUCGUAAGCCACCGCUGGAAUCAGUGAUCCGGAUCGAUUUUGACGCGGAACAAGGGCAGAUAAUUAUUAAGGAUUUCUCGAAACGGUUGUGUGGAAGAUAAAAUAAGUGGAGGGAUGUUCUGACCGCGUGAACCUCCAGGGUCGCGGGAAUACCGGACGGAACCCAGGGUUCGAUAAGCGCGGGAAGAACGACGGACGAACGGAGUUGGGGCUUUUGUCCCGAAGGAUCGAAGAUGCACACGUUGUUCGGCGAGCAGAACGCCUACUACAGGCACGCCGGUGUUCCCGUCGGUAUGGGAACGCCGUCGUAUCCGGGAGUGGCGACGGCGCCCGGAUACUACGAGCAGUACAGGUACGGCACCUACGCGACUAGCUAUCCGGGAAUAGCCCAGCAGCACAUCCAUCAUCCGAGUAAAGACAUGGUGAAGCCACCGUACUCUUACAUCGCCCUGAUAGCGAUGGCGAUCCAAAACGCGCCGGACAAGAAGAUCACCCUGAACGGAAUAUACCAGUUCAUAAUGGAGCGGUUUCCAUACUACCGAGAGAACAAGCAGGGCUGGCAAAACUCGAUACGACACAAUCUCAGUUUGAACGAGUGUUUCGUCAAGGUUCCACGGGACGACAAGAAGCCCGGUAAGGGUAGCUACUGGUCCCUCGAUCCGGACAGCUACAACAUGUUCGACAACGGUUCGUACCUCCGUCGUAGACGGAGGUUCAAGAAGAAGGACGCCCUCAAGGAGAAGGAGGAGGCCCUGAAGCGUCAAGGACUCGCACCGACGGGAUCCAGCGCUGGGGAAAAGCAGCGUGCCGAAGACCAACAGCAACAGCAGCACCACGCUUCUCACCUAGGCGGAAAGUCGGAUCCAACGAGCAAGCAGAACAAGGGUCAACUCCAGGGUAGCGUCGAGUGCAAACCCAAGCGUGAACCAAGUUCCGACCUGACGUCGUCCCACUGCGGUAUGCAGGCGGCAAAGUACGCGCACAGUCCGAUCCAGCAGGACCAAGUGAAGACUGGAUCCGUCGCGGCAGCGGCGAGUGUCAUCCAGUCAGCCCUUGGGCAUCAGGUCCCACUGCACCAGGGAUCGCCGCACCUUCAGGCCCCACACCACGCGCACCAAGCGCCCCACCAGGCCCCGCAUCACGGACACCAGGAGGUGGCCGGGAUGACGGACGCGAACGGAAUGCAAGGUCUGGACCCGAGCUCCUUCGGGGUUGAGGCUCUGACGGGGUCACGUGAUUCCGGUCACCCCGGAUCCGUGGGUUCGAGCUCCGUCCACCUCCAGAGUCGCGAACUCCAAGCGGCGAGGGAACACUCGGUUCAAUCAGGUACCAGCACCGCAAUGAUGCCACCCAGUUCCCGGGAGUCCCUGAUGGCCAGCUACGGGCAUCCGACGUCCAGGUCGAACGGUUCGCCCCCCGGCACGAUGUACACACCUUACUGCACGACCGCGGCGGCUGGAUACAUCAUGGACCACGUUGACUACAACCCGUCGGCCAGCGGUGUCCGCACCCAUCCAACGAGCCACUCGCAAUGGUACCAAGAAGCUUCGAGUCCAGACACCGCGGGUAUAUACCAGGAUACUCAGUCGCCGAGCUGUCAACUUUACAGGUCGAGUCCCCCGACGCCGUUGUCCUCUGGUGCCGCACCCUCGCCACCGCUCUACCACAGGUACUAUCAGGACUGCAACGCGGUUAGCACGAGCGGCAACCUACCGAUCACACUCCACAAGUACUGAGGCUACCGAUGCUCAAGGUCGCCGGAAGACGAUCUUGAGCGUUACGACAACCUAGACUUGUACAACGGGGGUAGUAGUAACAUGGUUCGCUGCAGGGUGAAACGCGAGUUCGGCGACGCCGUUGAGGAGUGGAAUUGAGACCUCCAGCUUUCGCUCAACCGACGAUCGCCAGGAUAAUGAGGGUGCGGAAACGGAAACACGCGAGGUCGUGAUCCAAAGGCGAUUUAUCGCGUUGUGAAUGUUUGGAAAUGAAAAAUAAUUAUGAUAAUGGUGAGAGAAAAAAAAAAAAAUAAAUAAAAACCAGUGAUAAUAUAACGUAAGUAUAUAUAAUUGUAUAUAUACAUAUGCAUAUAUAUGUAUAUAUAUUAUAAUAAAGCGCGUGCGUUAUAUAUACGUAUAAGUUGUGUGUAUAAAAAUUACGAAUAAAUCUAUAGUAUACGUCUAUAUUGUAAAAUGAUAUGAUUUAUGCAUAUUUGUUUACAGUGUACACACGAUUAGGUACAUACAUAUAUAUACAUAUAUAUUUAUAUACACUGCCGGCCAAAAGUUUGGGUACACCAGUACAAAUUUCUUGCUGUACUAAAAGUUAGAUAGCGGACUCAGAAAUAAAUAUAAUCAAACGUUCCGAGCGGCGUUUUAAAGAGGACAAAUUUACCUUCAUUUCGCAGUUUUAGAAAAUUCUCUAAAAUUUUUCUUAGCCCCGGUACGUAUUUUUUAACAUGGCCGUUUUCGGUUAUUUUUUAGCGUUAAAAAGGAAAUGCAAAAGCUCAAUGUUUAUUCUUUUUAAUACAUUGUCAUAAAUCUGAUAGUUAUCGAGACACAAUAACUCAACUGACGAUGAUUCUCCAAGUUCCAGCCGAAAACGUUGCCCCUCCACUCAUCAAAGUCCCGCACCAAAAUUAUCAAUUUUUUUUUUACGAAUUCUGAAAAAAUUCAAACUACUCCAGCGUGAACCUGUGCAAAUGUUUACCUUCUCGACAUUUUCUUUGAAAUCCCCUAGUUAUUGAAUUACACCUUUUUUCUUCAAACCUGUCUUUUUUAGCACAAAAUGUGGCGAAUACUGGGGCGAAAAAAAAUCUUACGAAACUUUCUACAAAAAGAUAAUAUCGGUUUUGAUAUCCUUUUCAAGUUUAUCGUACAAAAAAACCGAUAAAAAUUUUUUCCAUAAAAUGUGGGGUUAAUUUCCAGCGGCUAAAGAAUGUCCGAAAAACGGUCAUUUUCAAAAAUACGUACCGGGACCAAGAAAAAUUGUAGAGAAUUUUCGAAAAAAACAAAAUGAAGUUAAAUUUGUCCUCUUUAAAACGCCGCUCGGAACGUUUGAUUACCUUUAUUUUUGAGUCAGCUAUCCAACUUUUAGUGCGGCAAGAAAUUUCUUUCGACUGAGUACCCAAAUUUUUGGCCGGCAGGGUAUAUAAAUAUAUGUAUACAUAUAUAUGCGUGUAAUGCAAUGCACAUAAAUAACAUAUAUAGGUAGACACAUGAGUAUGAGUAAGUGUAAAAUAGGAAAGGUUAUUAUAAUACUAUAGAGCAUACGUAUAUUUAUGCGUGAACCGCGUGGUCGACAAAGAGAAAAGUGCGUGUGUCGGAUAUAAAGAUGAUCGUGAGUGAGUGGAAAAGAAAUUUGAGCGUUUGCUUUUGGUUUUUACAAUUAUGGAAAGAACUCGUUUUCAGGGUGAUUUAUGAGCGCGCGUGUUUGCCGCAAGGGUGGAAUUCUACUUUUACCGUUACAUAUGGCACAUAAUGGUCAAAUGAAUAUGUAUAAACGGGUUUCUGCCGUUCACGAUAAGACGUACGAAUACCAAUAUAUAUUGCGGUAUUGCGAUGGGACGGGGAGGGACGAGGAGGAGGAAGACGGAGGGGGGUUGGUGUCGAUUAGAAUGCAAAAGAAUAGGAAGGAAAAAAUAACAUGACAUGAUACUCGAUACACAAGGAGAGAUAAAAAAUAUUAUUCUCAUUUGGAAAAACAAUGACUGACCUAACCCAAUGGGAAGCUAAAUUUAACAAGAUUCCAAACAACUGUGCAAAUAUUGUUUGUCUAAAUAUUCACGUCUCGAUAUUUGCCGAUUGUCUGACUCAAGGUACACUCGGAAAAUAACAGCUGUUCUUGUUGACACGCUUCGCGGCGGAAAGUCGGAAAGCAGGAAGGAAGGAAGGAAAGAAAGAAUAAAAUAAAUAAGUUGUAUAAAAGGAAGCUGCGUGUUAAAAGAGAGAAAGGAAGGAUAAGCGAAAGAGUCAAAGUCAAAAUUCAACGAAAAGAUAACCCAAUAAUCAAGGAGCGUGCUUACUUAACUAACGUCACGAUUCAUAUAAUAUAGAUUUAUAAAUAUAUAUGGGGCGUUCCACGCCAAUUCAGUAAACGGUUGACAAUAACAUUUUUUUAUUUCACCAAGGAUUUUUUCUACAAUAGUAUACGACCCCUGAAAAGUUUUUUUUUUUCAAAUGCUUAAAUUUUUUUAAUCACUCGUCUUUACCCUGUGAUUUCUUAAACCCAUCUCAAAGACACGUAAAUUGAUUUUUAUGAAACAAGAAAGAAGAAAAAUUUGGUUUUCGAAAUGACAAAUUUUCACGCAAAGUUCAGAGUGGGACCUCGUUUUUUCAAUUUUUGUCUUUUAAAUAACGUUUUUUAUUCAUAAUUGUUUUUCCUAAUUUCAUGCCUGUUCAAAAUCUGUGAUAAAAUUUUGAAAAAAAAACCCUGAGUGCUUUUCUUAGAACUGAAGAAACAAUUUAAAAAAUCAGUAAUCAAAUCGGAGAUGCGGUAUGUAUUAUAAUAGAUUUUUAACAGGUAUGAAAAUAGAGAAACCGAUUAAAAAAAUAGAAAGAAAUCAGGUCCCGCUCUGAACCUUGUAUGAAAAUGUUUCAUGUCGGAAGCCAAACGUUUUUUCUACGUGUUUCAUAAGAAUCAAUUUGGUUGCUUUUGAGAUGGGUUUAAAAAAUCAUGGGGUAAAGACGAGUGAUUAGAAAAAUUUGAACAAUUUUUUUAAACAGCUUUUCAGGGGUCGCAUUGACGUAGCAAAAAAUCCUUGGUGAAUUUAAAAAAUGUCAUGGUUAACCGUUUACCGAUUUGGUGUGAAAUGCCCCAUGUAUUGAAAUUAUCCAUUUAUAUAUAUGAAUAUAUAUAUAUUUUGGUAUAACGUGUAACCUACACUUGCUAUUGCACAUUCUGCAGGUUCUUCGCGAAUAUCUGAUUUCACAGGAAAUGUAUACAGACAUAUUCCGUCAGUGUAUAAUAAUCUGCACGCGCCCGAUAACGUUAAUACAUAGUGUAAAAUCGUCAACAUCACACACGCACCACACCAUACUCAUACUUACAUUUUAAUAAUGAUAUUAUUAAUAACAAUAUGUAAAUAUAUCGAAGAACACCCACCACAUUAUUAUAAACAAGAUGAAAUUUUAGAUUGUAUAGAUAUUAUACACAUUAUACGAUAUCCGAUAUAAGCUACAUACUAUAUAUAGAAGUCUAUAUAUAGUGAUUCAUCUGCUAUGUACCUAUGCAAGAUUGUGUGAAUAAUUAUACGAGUAAAGCGAAUGUUAAUAUUAGACAUGUGUAAUAUAUGCCAUGCGAAAGGACCAUCGAUUGAUUGGUUAGUAUACACACAACUAUACAUAUAU
Messenger RNA from Neodiprion virginianus, 6184 nucleotides. It is a transcript of the gene croc, whose product is annotated as forkhead box protein C2-A. The transcript has 2 exons. The coding region runs from base 1073 to 2575 and encodes 500 amino acids. The record is from RefSeq and is a predicted model, not a curated record. Gene Ontology annotation, biological process: regulation of transcription by RNA polymerase II; anatomical structure morphogenesis; cell differentiation. Gene Ontology annotation, molecular function: RNA polymerase II cis-regulatory region sequence-specific DNA binding; DNA-binding transcription factor activity, RNA polymerase II-specific. Lineage: Eukaryota; Metazoa; Arthropoda; Insecta; Hymenoptera; Diprionidae.